AUGAAUGAAAAGAAAGUCAAACAUGUGUGUGACUCUCUUGAGAGCAGGAUAAUGGGCUACUAUGAUCUAGAUGAUAUACUCGCCGAUUCCGAGAAAUUACCUUGCUUGUUUAACCACACAAUUCCUGGACUCGGAUAUCUUGAAGGAAAUCCUGGUAAACCUAUAAAAGAAAAUACUAAAAUCGAACUACCGAUAUGGCUUGCUCAAGUAUUGGCAGUAAUACACACACAGUCAAACUCGCAAGAAGCUCAAAUGUCAGCAACAGCGGCGUCCUCUUUCGAGCCGGACCCCGAGUCAACACCGUUCAUAUCUCUAAUUGACCCCGAGUUCAUUAAUGAUAAAGUGAAAAAUGCGUUUAAAUCAGACCCACAAAGUCUAAAUCUCCAUAAAUUGAGUCCACAAUACUACAAAAUGAUUCAACGAUGGUGCAGUUUGUUUUACGAACCAGAUUUGGUUGAGUUGAUUAUGAAUAGCUUGAAGGUGAGAAGCUUUGAAAUUAAUAAUUUCGCAAGUAACGUUUACGCUAAACAUUUCAAUGAUGAGUUUAUUUAUACUUUGGAGGAGUUUGAAAAACGGUUGUUUAAGGAGACUAGCGAAAGUCAUAAAUUGAUGAGGCAGUGGCUAAGGGAAUAA
Lodderomyces oxycetoniae is the source of this 633-nucleotide messenger RNA. It is a transcript of the gene PSF3, whose product is annotated as DNA replication protein. Gene Ontology annotation, biological process: mitotic DNA replication initiation. Bases 1 to 633 code for a protein of 210 amino acids. NCBI's taxonomy places the organism in Eukaryota, Fungi, Ascomycota, Pichiomycetes, Serinales, Debaryomycetaceae. The record is from RefSeq and is a predicted model, not a curated record. The transcript has a single exon. Gene Ontology annotation, cellular component: GINS complex.